This is a messenger RNA of Sipha flava (yellow sugarcane aphid), 723 nucleotides long. RefSeq names its product ATP synthase subunit s, mitochondrial-like. The coding region runs from base 1 to 723 and encodes 240 amino acids. Lineage: Eukaryota; Metazoa; Arthropoda; Insecta; Hemiptera; Aphididae. The transcript is spliced from 6 exons. The record is from RefSeq and is a predicted model, not a curated record.
AUGGAAGUCCCACGCAAAACAUGGAUCCGCCUCAAUCGCACUCGCAUCGGACAAGGACGAUGCAACCAACUCUUAAACAAACGGAAACUAAGAAAUAACCCUAACUGUGACUGUGGAGAGGUGCAAUCCAUGGAUCAAAGACUGUCCGUACAAUUUUUCUUCAUUAAAGAAAACACGAUUGGAAACAAACGUUGCUUUUGGCAGUUUGUCUCUGACUCAUUUAACCAGUUUGAUGAUGAACGGACAAAAGAAAUGGGUCCUAAUUUGGCAUGUGCGGAAUGGCUUAUGAAAAACGGUGCAAAAGUACGUUGUAAGAACUCCAGUCAAUUCGUGGGACAUUAUGACUUUUUGCCAACUAAACAUGAUAGUUAUUUGAAACAAUUUAAAAUCGAACAAGUUUACGCUGGAACUGAAGCUUCCAUAUCCCACUUGGGAUUUCUUCACUUCAAAGGCUGCGACAAUAUCUCCGAUAUAGCAUUUGUAGGAUGUAACACAAUCGAUAAUGAGGCAUUACAUAAGCUUCAGAUCUUAAAAGAAUCCUUGACGUCUUUAGAAAUUGAUUAUUGUGUUAAUAUUUCUGAUGAAGGAAUAAUAGAGUUGGAACAUCUUCAGAGAUUGAAACAUUUGCAAUUAAAAAAUUUAAAUCUGAAAAGAGAAUAUAAAAUAAUUAACCAUCUCAAAUCUAAAUUACACGAUUGUAAAAUAGAGUAUAAUGAAAAAUAA